GCAGGAGCUGUCAGUCUGAAAGAGGACUGCAAUGGUGGGCGUCUGUGAGCUACAGAUACACCAUACGCAUUCAACACAGCGGAGAGAAGACUCUCCCCGGCAGCUCGCAGCUGAGAGAUUGUGCAAUGCAAUGCAAUGUGGCAAUCCUGGCAAUCUUUGCAAUUAUCAGCUUGCAGUUUAUGACCUUGAUCUGCGCCCCUUGAAAUCCAGGGAUUUGGUAUGGAGUUGGAGUGAAGAUUGCUGCUCUAUGCAGACAGACGAAAGUUUCAUGUACGUUGGCCAUCGGAAGAUCUCUGCCUCCGAAUGAGAAAGUGGUCUUUCAGCAAGUAGUCGGAAGGAAGCGGGAGCCAAGCGAGAGUCUGGAGCAGAAAGGUGCCAAGUGCACACAAGAGAAGGAGACACAAGAGGAUAAGUAUAGACUUCAACUAGAAGCUGCCAAGUACAUACAGGAAAAGUGUCACCAAGAGAGUAAAGGACGUUGUUGUAGAGAGUGUGGAGAGAAUGGGUGUCAAGCUGCACGUGCGCGUGGAGGAGGCACGCAACCUGGCAGCAAAAGAUUCAAAUGGUCUUAGCGACCCGUACGUGCGACUGCAGCUCGGGGCGUCUAAGGCAAAGUCCAAGAUCAUCUACAAGAACCUGAAUCCCGUCUGGAACGAGGAAUAUUUCUUCAACGUCGAGGACCCCUUGUCGGAGCAGCUACACAUAACGGUCUGGGACAGCGACUUUGGACUAUCGGACGACUUUCUGGGCCAGUUGACACUGCCCCUGUCAGACGUACAUGAGGCAGAGAACAGGUCGAUCGACACCUGGCAUACUCUCGAGCACCGGAAGGCAAAGGAAGUAGUGUCAGGCGAGAUCCGGCUGACCCUCUCCCUGAUCGGCAAGUUCGAACGUUCCACCAGCGAUUCCAGCGCAAAGGGAGGCUCCUCUUCUUUCUCUCGCCGGCCCUCCAUCUCCCCCUCCUCCAACCAAAUGUCCCACUCCCAAACCUUUUCGGGGGCUACCGACCAUGCCACGCCCCUGCUGAGCCCCACCCCCCCAAAACGGGGCCUCUUUUCGCGGCGCUUCUCGAGGGCGGAAAGCAGCAGGAGCGGCCAUCUGAAUCGGACAGAAUCCACGAGUUCGACGGGAAGCUCGGUGCUAGAGUUCGACGGGGAGUUGGCGCCUGAGUCGUUCUGGGAGGACGACGGGAAGGCGUUCGAGACGCCUGUGGAGAUGCCCCCGCCUCUGGCGGGGGGGGUGGUAGCGGACCGGGUCUAUAAGGUUAGUUGCAAGGACAUGCACGGCAUCCUCUUCGCAAACGGGUCUGAGUUUCAGACGAAGCUGUUUCGCGCGUGCAAUUGGACCCGGGGCAGCACCGAGCCGUGGCAUGAAGGCGAAGGGGGAUACACCCGGCGCGUAACUUACCUCACCGCGCCCAGCAGCCUUAUCAAGGGUGUCAAGGCCACUGAGAUACAGGAGUAUUCCAACUCUGGGCAUGGCGGGUACGUCGUCGACAUUACGAAGUCGACUCCGGACGCUCCGUACGGCGGCACGUUCCGGACACGUGUCCAGGUGUGCGUGUUUCCCGGGCUGGAGGACCCUCACCAGACAGCAUGUGUUCGCAUCUCGUACGAGCCGGAAUUUCUGCAGACGACGUCGCUGCGGGGCGUCAUCGAGAAGGGCAUGGCGCAGGGCAUGAAGGAGACGUAUCAGCUGUUCUUAGAUACCCUGGACUUCUUCGCCCCUCCGGUCACCCCGCCCAACGCGCUCCAAAAGGCGGUCCACUCCAGUCGCUUCCAGCAAUUCCAGGAGCGCUUCUACGUCUUUGCCGCCGCCGCUUCGGGCUUUUUCCUGUUCCUUUUCUGCAUCCAUAUCGCUCUAGUGGGCCGGAACCGCACGCCACGCGGGUUAGAGCCUUACCUGCUCGGGUUAGAUCUACCCGACUCGGUUAGGGAGCUGGUGCUGACGUGGCUCGUGGUGGCGCUCGCGCACAUCGUGCUGGUCAAGGUGGAGGUCCAGGCGCGCGCGCGCCUCCUCAAAUUCGGCGACCACGGGAUCCGCGCGCAAGGGGAGGGCUGGCUGCUCACGGUCGCCCUCAUCGAGGGCGUCAACCUGCCCAAGGCUGACGUCACGGGCUUCAGCGAUCCGUACGUGGUGUUCACGUGCAACGGCAUGAGCCGGACCAGCUCGGUUAAGCUGCAGACGCUUAACCCGGAAUGGAACGACAUCCUGGAGUUCGACGCCACAGAGGACCCCCCGACGCUGAUGACCCUGGAGGUGUUCGACUACGACGGGCCGUUCUCGGAGGCGGAGCUGCUGGGCCGGGCAGAGGUCAACUUUUUGAAGCGCAGCGGCGGUGAGCUGGCAGACCUGUGGAUCGACCUGGAGGGGCGGCGCGCCAAGGCGGCGAACAGCCGGCUGCACAUGCGGGUCGUGCUCACCAACACGGUCAACGACUCCGGGGACUCCGAGUCUUACGUUAGCUCCAAGCUGCUUGAGAAAGUCAAGUCGGAGACGGGACGCGCGCUGACGCACAGCGACAGUAAGCGAAACGAGGCCUUCCAGCGGCUCUUCCAUCUGCCCGAGCACGAGACGCUGAUCAACGACUACGUAUGCGCCGUCAAGAAGAAAUUCAAUCUGCAGGGCCGCGUGUUUCUGUCCCCCCGCCAGCUCGCCUUCUACAGCAACAUCUUCGGCCACAAGACGCAGUUCAGCAUCGCGUGGGAGGACAUCGACGAGAUCCGCGAGAACAGCACCUCGGUUAGCAAGUUCACCCGGCUGCUUAACCCGUACGUAACCCUGUACGCGCGCAAGGGGCGCGCCCUGGACGCAAAAGCGGGGUCGUACGGCGUCGACAACAAGGGGCGGCUCAAGUUCCGCUUCCAGUCGUUCGUCAAGCCGGGGCCGGCCCUGCGGACGAUCCAGGUGUUGUGGAAGAACCGCGCGUGCUCGCCCGAGCAGUGCGCGGCGAAAGUCGCGGAGGCGACCAAGCACCUGACGACCAGCUCGGACGACACCGUCUCGACGGACGGGUCCGAAGACGGGCCGUUCCUGGCGCUCGAAGAGCCCGAGAUGACGCUGGCGUCCGAGAUCGACGUGCCGAUUGGGAAGGCCGCGCUGUGCCGCAUGUUCGAAGAGGACCAGCUGGACGAGCGCGUCGCGACCGCGCGCGGCCUCGUCUACUACGAACACACGCCCUGGGAGCAGCUGGACGACCGCACGCCGCCCACGUUCCGGCGAGAGGUGUCGUACUCGUACCCUCGCCGAGUGUGCCCGUUCGGCAGCCGCGUGACGUCACUGUGCCAGCUCACCAAAGUGAGCGACGAGCACACGAUCAUCGAGGAGAUCUCGACGCUGCACGACGUGCCGUUCGGGAACCUGUUCCAGGUGCAGACGAAGAGAGUCGUGACAGGCAUUGGGCCCAGCAAGACGCACAUUCAGGCGCUCGUGGGCGUGAGCUUCCACCGCAAGACCCGCUUCCAGAGCCGUAUCCGCUCUAGCGUGCUGCAGCACAACGUGCGGGACCUCACCGAGACCGCCAAUAUUAUCGUCACCGAAGUCAUUAAGUCGGUGCAGUGCGGCGAGGGCCCGAUUGUCACUGGGCGAAAAUAAGCUCCCGCAAGAGUGCUUAUUCUUCUGCAUUCAGCGGAAAAUGUUCCUGUAGAUAAAUACCUCGGUUUGACACAGCGGCGGCUGUGUACGGUCAGCCUGUCGGUUGUUAGUAGGAGAUUCUCUGGGGGUGUAAAUCUUUGCGUUAUUGUAUACUCUCUGGAACCGAAGGUCUUUUGGGGCUGGCAGCUUGCCAGAGCCAAGAGGCGCGGCAAGGGAUGAGACUAAUUCAAUCAUUAGGUCCAAAGUGCGUCCGCAUGUUUCGACACGAAAAUCGGAUGGACCCUCAUUGUUGUUGGCCGCUAAUAUGGCCCAUGC
This is a messenger RNA of Klebsormidium nitens, 3909 nucleotides long. The record is from the annotation of a GenBank genome assembly. Lineage: Eukaryota; Viridiplantae; Streptophyta; Klebsormidiophyceae; Klebsormidiales; Klebsormidiaceae.